AUGUCCCCUUACAGACUGGUCAAUGGAAAGGCUUGUCACUUGCCUUUGGAGUUAGAGCAACGCGCAUAUUGUGCCAUCAAAGAGUCAAAUUUUUACCCAAAGCUCUCAAAGCAGAAGCAACUUUUGCAACUGAAUGAACUCGAUGAGUUUCGCUCGUCGGCAUAUGAGAAUGCCAAGUUAUAUAAAGAAAAGACCAAGAAAUGGCACGAUGCUCAUAUUGUGCCUAAGCAGUUUACAGAAGGCAAUCAUGUGCUACUGUAUAACUCUCGCUUGCGUCUAUUUCCUGGCAAACUAAAGUCGAGAUGGAGUGGACCUUUUAAGGUGAGACAUGUAGCUGAGCAUGGCGCAAUUGAGCUCGAAAGUGCAAAUGGCGAGACUUUCAAAGUUAAUGGUCAUAGGUGCAAACCAUACUUAGUUCCGUUGACAGACGAAGGACGAGAGUGUUACACUCUCGAUGCCCCAAACUAA
This is a messenger RNA of Mercurialis annua (annual mercury), 468 nucleotides long. RefSeq lists its product as uncharacterized. The transcript has a single exon. The coding region runs from base 1 to 468 and encodes 155 amino acids. Lineage: Eukaryota; Viridiplantae; Streptophyta; Magnoliopsida; Malpighiales; Euphorbiaceae. The record is from RefSeq and is a predicted model, not a curated record.